Messenger RNA from Penicillium odoratum, 1821 nucleotides. RefSeq lists its product as uncharacterized. The transcript has a single exon. The coding region runs from base 1 to 1821 and encodes 606 amino acids. The record is from RefSeq and is a predicted model, not a curated record. Lineage: Eukaryota; Fungi; Ascomycota; Eurotiomycetes; Eurotiales; Aspergillaceae.
AUGGCAAUAUGGUCAAUUAUCUCAUCUGCAUUGCUUCUGCUGGGACAGAUCCCUCAGGUGACAUCUUCUGAUUCCACGGGCUUGCAAGAAGUGUUCCAGGUGUAUCAACCGGUGUCAUUCACCACCCAUGGGACCAGUGGCUGCGAUCUUGAUAUGUUGUUGAUGGAUCAUGAAUUUGGCUAUAGCUACGGUGUUCCAUACGUCGGUAAGAUCAACAUAAGUCUUGGGACAUCUCAUGAGUUGACUCUUAUCCACGAGUGUCUAGGGAACUACAAGCCCCCCAGCUGUAAAUUCGACACUGUCCACAUGAACAUGACAGUCACGUCUCGUGGUCAUCAAUAUGACCGGCUGGCUAUCAUGUAUCUGGGGGACACAGAGGUUUUCCGGACUUCAACUGCUGAACCGACUUCAACGGGGAUUGUGUGGACCUAUAUAAAGGAAAUGUCUCAGUACAAUUCCUUAUGGCAUGAACCACAGAAGCUGAUUUUUGAUCUGGGGAACAUCAUUACGGAUGUUUAUACUGGCCCAUAUAAUGUGACCCUAACGGCUCAUUUCUCAUACGAGAACAAUGCUAGAACCGCCGACAUUAUCCUUCCACUUUCAGCUAAGAAAUCGUCGUCCAAUUCUUCCAGCGUCUUCACCGUGCCAACGGAUAAUACGACCGUAUCUUACAAAAUCCCGAAUGCAGCAUCGCGUGCUGUGGUUUCAAUCUCAGGGUGUGGGCAGUCCGAGGAAGAAUUCUGGUGGUCUAAUGUCUUCAGCGAGGACUCGGAAGAUUUUGAAGAUACCGUGGGUGAACUAUACGGGUACUCGCCGUUCCGGGAGAUUCAGCUUUAUAUUGACGGAAUACUUGCGGGCGUUGUCUGGCCUUUCCCCAUAAUUUUCACUGGAGGCGUGGCACCAGGAUUCUGGCAUCCUAUCGUUGGUAUCGAUGCUUUUGAUCUUCGACAGCCAGAAAUUGACAUCUCGCCAUUUUUACCGUUGAUUCAAGAUGACCAGGAGCAUGCAUUUGAGAUCAGAGUCACCGGUCUCAAUAUCUCCAGCGAUGGCACCGCGACGCUCGCAAAUACCGUAGGCUCGUACUGGCUCGUCACCGGGAACAUUUUCCUCUAUACGGAUGACAAAGAUACAGCUUUGGCCACUGGAGACAGCACUGCCCCCUACGUGGAAAUACCCGAGCCAAAGUUUACCAUAGCUCGAGACUUGACACAGAAUGAGACCUUGUCAUACUCGGUUGUUGCAGAGAGGACAUUCAAGUCUACUUCCUCCAAGUAUGUCUGGUCACAAAAACUCUCAUACUCCAACUACGGAUAUGUCAACCAAGCCGGGUAUAGUCAAGUCAAUACGCAGCUCACGACAGGCAAAAACACCAUCACCAAACUUGGCAAGGAUUCGAGCUCGAAUGAAACCACCUUCAGUUAUCCUCUUCUGGUUAACGCAACUUAUGGUCUUACAUCCACCUCGGAGUCCAUUGAAUCCUGGAUGAAGCGUGGUCUUGAGAUUGAGUCUACUGGUGGUCCAGGCAUAUCCACUUAUACCCUGACUUCUGGGCCUUCGCGGCUUUCCACAACUCAAUCUGGAACAGCGUACUAUGAGGCCGUCUCGGGGAAAAACACAACCUCCACUGGCAGUACACUCGAUGAGUUCCAGAGCAUUGCGAAUGGAGUAGAAUAUUCAAGAACAGUUCGGUCAAGUGGGGGAAAUGUUGAGUCUGACAGUCAAUCUAGCAGUGGAGAUGGAUCUUUAUAUCACAGCACAGGUCUGGGAAGAGGCAGCGUGAGGAGUAUGCUAGGUAGAGGGCCAGGCAGCCCUGCAGCCUAG